AUGCCUGAACCCGAUAAAACAACCCCUGUAAACCCCGAGAUUAUACCAGAACAGCCAACACGAGAAAUUAGUCAAAUAGACCACAUAAAUAAGAAAUUGUUGACUUCGCUGUUCAAGAGGAUGGACGAAGGCGGUGACUCAACUUUAUCGAAAAUGCUUGAGGAUGAUAAUAAGACGGAAGAUCACGAGUGGGAAGACUAA
This is a messenger RNA of Arctia plantaginis, 201 nucleotides long. The record is from the annotation of a GenBank genome assembly. NCBI's taxonomy places the organism in Eukaryota, Metazoa, Arthropoda, Insecta, Lepidoptera, Erebidae.